UCACGUUUACAUUGAAGGACAAAAGGAAGAGCGAGCAUGUAAAGUCUAUGUCCCGGGUACCGGCUACCAUGCCACACAAAAAUAUUGGUGCCUGUCAUGCACGACAGCGGGAAGAGCUUUAACCUGGGGCUGGCAAGGUUAAAAAUAUAAGGAGGAAGCAAAGAAAGAUGCUGCUGUGGGGAGCCACAUAUCCCCUACCUCAGCGUUGGUCCACCAGCUCGAGCUGGACAGCUGUGCCGCUGACAAAGCUGAGAGCUCCAACUCUGCACUGAGCUUAGGGCACUGCAGCGCUAUACGGAUACUUCUCUGAUCGACACGACGUCACAGAGAGGGGGGGGAAACGCUCUCUCUUUUUCUCUCAUUCCAGGGAGUGAGAGAGCGCGCUCGAAAGCAGGAGAGAGCGACGGAGAAAAAGGCAGAGAGCGGGCAAUCUCUCUCCAGUGAACGGGCUUUUUUAAAGAGCUGCCUCUGUCACUGGUCCUCACCUACACCUUCCCUGGACUUGAGUCAUUCACUCCUUCAAGAAGAAACUAAAGGAUUAUUGGGAACUGUGCAAAGAAAAAAGCUCCAGCCGUCGUUGAGCGCGAGUGCGUGGGGACAAGGAACACGGAGCUUCUUAAGGAAAGAAAUGCGCUAAUGACCGCAGUGUCACAGUCUUUCAGCUGGACAAGGCAUUGACAAAUCAAGCGGACAAAACAUACUAGAUGGAGCGGACAUAAAAACAUGUGUGAGCGUUCCUCUUUGGAGACACAGGCAUUUAGUGGCGGCAUCAAGCGGAGGUAUCCAAGGACAAGCAUCUGUGGAUAGUGCGGGAACGAGCUCUUCUAUUAGAGCGAAACUGGAAUGGUACUCUUGCCUAAAACUCUAAGGCCCUGCAGAGCCAAUACGCUUUUCUUCGGAUGGUUCUUUGUGGAUUUAUAAGGGGCCAUUUUGGCAUUCAUCUCUUUUCUGACAAAUGAAUAAAGAGAAGGCUUUGCUUCUCCUGGGAAUAUAGGACUUUGAGGAAAUUAAUUAUCUGCAUCAAUUUUGAGAUUGCAAAACCUUUGAGGUAGGUGUCCAGACUUUCCAAACCUUUUCAUAUUUUAAAACACAUAAUCCCCUUUAUAACUGUCAUUAUCCACGGCUUUUCACUCCUCCCCCAUUACUGUAUUAGUUGCCAAUGAACUUUCAGUCUCCAGUUCAGUAAAUGGAAAAACAAUCUAGAGUGUUGUUUAACCCAGGGUAGGGCUUCAUUAGCGAGGAGGUGAACCCCUCCCCUUCCCCCACUUACUACCCCCUUCUCCCCAACCACCAUCAUCACCCCACGCCCCCCCAGACGAUGCUGAAUUAUGAAUGUGCCACAUCAUGAGUCUCCUGGGGCGGGUAGCUGUGCGUCGAGCCAGGAAAGCCGCCCUGCUCUGUGUCCUGUUCCUCAUGGUUCAAGUGUGCGUGGACGUGGCGGCCGCGGCAGGGCCCCAGGGCUGCCCGACUGAUUGCUCCUGCAACAACCAGCUCAGCAAGGUGGUGUGCACAAGGCGUGGACUCACUCGUGUGCCACCGGGUAUCCCUACCAAUACCCGGCACUUAAACCUGAUGGAGAACUCCAUUGAGUCCGUACAGGCUGACUCUUUUCGCAACCUCCAUCAUCUGGAGGUGUUGCAGUUGGGUCGCAAUGCUAUUAGACAGAUAGAAGUGGGUGCCUUCAGUGGACUGACCAAUCUCAACACGCUGGAACUUUUUGAUAACAGGUUAACUGUGGUGCCAAGUGGAGCGUUUGAGUAUCUGUCUAAGCUGCGAGAGCUGUGGCUGAGAAAUAACCCAAUUGAAAGUAUUCCUUCUUACGCAUUCAACCGAGUGCCCUCCCUAAUGCGACUGGACCUGGGUGAACUAAGGAAACUGGAGUAUAUCUCUGAUGGGGCUUUUGAAGGUCUAAUCAACCUCAAGUACCUCAACCUGGGGAUGUGCAACAUUCGAGGUGAGAUGCCCAAUCUGACCCCUCUGGUCGGGCUAGAGGAGCUGGAAAUCUCAGAGAACCUCUUUUCGGAGAUUAAACCGGGCUCAUUCAGAGGACUGACUUCACUCAAAAAGCUAUGGAUCAUGAACUCUCAAAUAGGGGUAAUUGAACGAAAUGCAUUUGAUGACCUUUCCUCUUUGGUGGAGCUGAACCUGGCCCACAACAAUCUCAGUUCACUGCCCCAUAACCUUUUUUCCCCCCUAAAAUACCUAGUGGAGCUCCAUCUUCACCACAACCCGUGGAACUGCGGCUGUGACUCACUUUGGCUUGCACGUUGGCUACGUCAGUUCAUACCCACCAACUCGACGUGCUGUGGACGAUGUCACUCCCCUGCACACAUGAGGGGCCGGCAGCUGGUUGAGCUGGACCGGGGUGACACAGGGGCAAUGCAGUGCUCCGCCCCUUUCAUCGCUGACGCCCCAAGAGACCUGAACAUUUCCGCUGAACGUUUGGCAGAAUUGCGAUGCCGAACAGCAUCCAUGUCUGGUGUACGAUGGCUCCUACCAAACGGGACUAUUCUAACUCAUGCAUCAAGCCACCCACGGAUAAGCGUGCUAAAUGAUGGGACUUUAAACUUUUCAAAUGUGCUAGCAGGUGACACGGGCAUGUAUACCUGCAUGGUGUCCAACGCAGCUGGAAAUUCCAACGCGUCAGCCUACCUAAAUGUAAGUGCAGCUGAGCUGAACACGUCGAACCUCAGCUACUUCAUUACGGUCACAGUGGAGGUGCUUAGCCCCACAUCAGAAAUGCCCAAGACCAAAACCACCACAACCACAGCAGGAGCCAGCGCCACCACCACGGCCUCCCCAUCCGUCUUUCAGCCAGUUUUCAUCUCAACGCCGACAGUCCUUCUCCAGAGUACUGACACUCCACCAAGUCGCCCAUCUGCUGUACCUGGCUCAAAAGCGACAACAGGAAAGCCGCCCAAGCCAGCCAGCACCAGUUUGGAUGAGGUGAUGAAGACAACAAAGAUUAUCAUUGGUUGUUUUGUGGCAGUCACCCUGCUUGCAGCAAUCAUGCUAAUUGUAUUUUAUAAACUGCGAAAACGGCAUCAGCAAAGGAGCACAGUGGCUGCAGCCAGAUCUGAGGAAAUUGUUCCAGUGGAGGAAGAAUUGCCACCAUCAGCUUCUGCUGCCAAUAUACCAGGAGAGGGGGCAUUGACUCUGCCAGAGAUAAGGGAUCAUAACAGUAUUUACAAACUGGACUACAACACCCACAAAUCUGACUACAGCUACAAACCAAAACCAGAUUACAGUACCCAUAAAACUAAACAGGAUUUCAGCAUCUACAAACACAAGUCAGACUACAACACCUACAAGCCUAAGGCGGACUACAUGUACCAACCUACUCUGGAAUACAGCGCUCACAAAUUAAUGGACUAUUCACACAAGUCAUUGCCAGAUUACCACAUACAUAAAAAACCUGAUCAGAGUCCCUACAAAGCAGGAUAUAAUACUCAAAAACCUGACUACAAAUCUCACACUCCAAAACAAGACUCCAGCCCAUUCAAACCAGACUACGGCGUUCCGAAAUCCAAAACUGACUACAGUAUGCCUAAACCCAGGACCGAUUACAGCCCCAUCAAGACAGACUGCAGCCUUUUCAAACCAAACUACGGUGCAUUUAAAGCAGAGUACAGCCCUCUCAAAGCGGAAUACGUAAGCUGUAAAUCGGACUUCAGCCCCCACAGGUCCAGAAUGGAUUACAGUCCUCACAAAGUGGACUACAGCCCGUAUAAACUCGACUACAGCACCAUGAAGCCCAAAUACAACACUUACAAGCCACCAGGCCAUGGGGCCAGAUGGACAGAAAGUAACAGUAUUGGAAAUUCUCUGCCUCGAACCUUGCCCAGUGCCAUUACAGCUGCUCCAGAGGCUCUUGUCAUAAAAACUCACAACAAGGAAAAAGUACAAGAGACUCAGAUAUAGUCCGCCCCCCUCCCCCUCAACAAAUCACAACAUCAGCCAAAAUCUCCUCUCUCUCCCCAUUAUAAUGUUAUCCUUGCACCGUCAUGAAAACAUGCAAUAGAAUGCACAAAGAGAAAAAAGACAGGAACGACUUAUUUUGUACAGAGUGCAAACCCUUCAGAGACUGUUUCUUGAUGUACAUGCUUCUAAAUAAAUAUAUAUGGAAAAACUGAAACUACCAUUGGCUGGUAAUAGAGAAGCAGAUUAUAUUAAAAAAAUAAACUGAAAUUAUUUUCUAACUUAUAAAUCCUAUUUAAAAGACGAAUUGUUUUAAGAUGCUGUGCUGAAUUUAAGACAUGAGGGUAGUCUUGUUUAAAAAGGGCAUUCUGUGUGAUUUCUAAACAAUGCUACAGAGAAUGCAGUAAAAAUACAAAAAAGAACAUUUAUACUGAGAAUUCUUUCUAAACAAAACAGAAAAAAGGUCAAUGUCGAUCUUUACAGGUUUAUCUUGUAAAAGCACCAUGAAUUUGUACUGUGCCAAAUGUUACAAAUGCAAUAAAAAGGAUUUUUGGAAGAAAAGAACAAAAAAAGAAAGACCGAUUUAGAUUUUUAUUUUCCUUUCUCUUGAUGUACUGUUGCGAUCAGCCAAUUGCUUUAGACACUGCAGUAGGACUCACUGCAGUUCUGCUUUAACCCUCACAGUGCUGGUUGCCGGUCAAGUCUAAAAGGCAGGGCAGAUUCUGUUUUAGCCCUUUUCAAUUUCUUUUGUAUGGAUUCUAGUCUUACA
Messenger RNA from Triplophysa dalaica, 4687 nucleotides. It is a transcript of the gene lrrc4.1, whose product is annotated as leucine rich repeat containing 4.1. The record is from RefSeq and is a predicted model, not a curated record. Bases 1333 to 3921 code for a protein of 862 amino acids. Gene Ontology annotation, biological process: postsynaptic density protein 95 clustering; synaptic membrane adhesion; modulation of chemical synaptic transmission. The transcript has 2 exons. Lineage: Eukaryota; Metazoa; Chordata; Actinopteri; Cypriniformes; Nemacheilidae. Gene Ontology annotation, molecular function: protein binding. Gene Ontology annotation, cellular component: postsynaptic density membrane; glutamatergic synapse; plasma membrane.